Dendrobium catenatum is the source of this 1593-nucleotide messenger RNA. RefSeq names its product cytochrome P450 CYP749A22. The transcript is spliced from 5 exons. Gene Ontology annotation, molecular function: iron ion binding; oxidoreductase activity, acting on paired donors, with incorporation or reduction of molecular oxygen; monooxygenase activity. The record is from RefSeq and is a predicted model, not a curated record. Bases 33 to 1544 code for a protein of 503 amino acids. NCBI's taxonomy places the organism in Eukaryota, Viridiplantae, Streptophyta, Magnoliopsida, Asparagales, Orchidaceae.
GAAAAACAGCUAAGAUUUUUCUCCACGGAGUUAUGGCCAAUCUCCAAGGAAUUAAUCUGAUGCUCGCUCUUGUUAGCCUAAUUCUUCUCCCAUAUGUACUGCGAUUUCUCAAGAGAGCAUUUUGGGAUCCGAUCAGAAUAACAAAGUCAAUGGAAGCACAGGGAAUCAGAGGCCCUCCUUACAAGUUCUUACAUGGGAGCACAUCAGAAGCCAACAAGCUAAUGGAGAAAUCCAUGAAUACUCCCAUGGAGCUAUCACAUAACAUACUUCCGAAAGUUCAGCCUCACUUUCAUUCUUGGAUCAAACUCUAUGGGAGGAAUGUUCUUACUUGGCAUGGGUCAACGCCGAGGCUUGUGGUUGGAGAAACAGAGCUGGUGAAGGAGAUAUUGAGUGAUAGAGAAGGAGGAUUCCCAAAAUACGAGCCGCCGGAGUUUAUGAAGAAGCUGCUUGGUGAUGGGCUCGUGACUUCCAGCGGCCAAAAAUGGGUGAGGCAGAGAAAGUUGGCCACUCAUGCCUUCCGUUCUGAGAGCCUCAAGGAAAUGAUUCCAGCAAUUGUAUCUUCAGUUGAAUCCAUGCUACAAAAAUGGGUUAAAUUUGAAGGAAAGGAGAUUGAUUUGUUCAGAGAAUUUUGCACCCUUACACCAGAAAUCAUUUCAAGGACUGCAUUUGGGAGCAGCUAUAUUGAAGGGAAGAGGAUAUUUAUCAAAAUAGAUGAGCUGACUGCAAUUUGUGCAAGAAAUUUUCAGGCAAUUCGACUGCCUUUCUUCAGAAAGCUUGUGCCAAAUCAAGAUGAUAUAGAAGCAGACAAGAUCGAACGGGACAUAAGGGAAUCGAUUCUGAAGCUCAUAAAGAGAAGGGAAGAAAGAAAGGAAAAUGGAGAUGACCUUCUUGGAUCACUGAUAAAGGCACAUCGUGAGAAUGAAAGCAUUACUCUUGAUGAUAUUAUUGAUGAAUGCAAGACAUUCUAUUUUACAGGUCAAGAAACCACUUCUAUUAUGUUAUCAUGGACUGCUCUUAUUCUGGCCAUCAACACAGAUUGGCAGGAUAAGGUAAGAUCGGAGGUUUUGCAGCUUUUUGGAGAUCGAAGCCUGACUUCUGAGGAUUUUGCCUCCAUUGCUAAGCUUAAAAAGUUGACAAUGGUGAUCAACGAAUCGAUGAGACUUUACCCGCCAGUACUGAACAUAUUGAGAACAGUGGCAAAAGACUGCAGAGUAGGCAAUGUUCUUCUCCCCAAAGGCAUGCAGAUACAGAUCUCACCGCUUGUAAUUCACCAUGAUCUCAGUAUAUGGGGCGAUGAUGCGCAGCUCUUCUUGCCGGAGAGGUUCGCCGCCACUGCCAACGGCGGCGCCGCCUUCUUUCCAUUCGGCGUCGGUACCCGAAUAUGUGUUGGACAGGGGUUGGCAAUGCUGGAGGCCAAGCUGGCUUUGUCCAUGAUUCUGCAGAGAUAUUCCUUCGGUCUAUCACCAGCUUAUGUUCAUUCUCCGGUGUCUCGACUCACUUGCAGACCGCAACAUGGAAUUCAAGCUGUGCUGCGGAAGCUGUAGUUGAUGAGUAAUAAUAAAGCAGGGAGAAAGGGAGAAGAAAGAUAAGACU